AUGCGGGGAUUUGAGAGCAAGUCUAAUCCCGGGAGUGGCGCAGAUUUUGCCGCUGCUGCAGGAAAAGGUGGAGAUGGUGGCUCGGGACACAACCGGGACGGUCGACUGACAAUACAGGUUACCUUAGAAAGCGAUUGUGUUUCGGUGGUUUCGCCCGAAGACGCAAGUUUCGCGUCGACUACCACCAGUUUCCCGUUUCUGGAGCCGGAAGAUUCGGACCCGUUGGAGAAUAAAUUAGACACACCGGUUGCGUCUGUCCCUGGCAUGUUAACUUCGUUUGGCUGCUCUUCCGGAAGUGAGGAUGGUGGAGUCAACUCCAUAACACCUCAGACGCCGGCUGAUGACGACGAUGACAACAACGACAGUGGUGGCAGUUCGCCAUCAGGCACGGAAAUGCCGCCAAAACUAAAGCCGGCCGGACAAGACAGUGAAGAGAGUUCGGACGGGGACAUAGAACGACUGCGGAUGGACAACGUGGACAAUGACGACGAUGUUUAUCGCCAGGAUCGGCCGCCUGUGUUGCAGCCGAUGGUGUUAGACAAGACAGAGUCGAGAUCAUCGCCCUGCAGCGACCUCACCAAUGACUCGACGAUCCCGGCAUUGUCCAAAGCGCCCAGCUUCGACUCGUGCAACGCCGACGAUAAUGAAAAGGCAACCGACAGUAUGGAUGCCAUUUCUCCGGCUGGCAGCUGGCACAGGGAGGGAGAAGACGAGAGGGAAACUGAUAAAGGAGAUGCUAGCGGCGAAUUUCGCGCCUCGGACUUUCAGUCACUCUCAGAACCUUCGUCAUUCGACGACACCAAGGCUGAAUGUACGGAUGCGAUGAAGGACAAAUACACCCCUGUUAUGGUCAGUGGUGACUGGACGAUUCGCGGCAAUAACAAGGACAAGGAGACGCAUCCUAACGUGACCAUCAGCACCGACGGCAACUGUGCCAUGGACAAUGCAGAGAUGGUUUUGUCCCAAAUGUCCGUCGACACCAUGCGCCUAAGGAAUAUACCUCUAGGUGGUGGCAGCAGUGAUGGUGUUAAGACUCGCCCUGUAGCAGCGGUCACCGUCGAAGGUAGCAGCUCUCCGCAGUCGACGGUUAGCACCAAAUACAACGUGAACGAUGCUAACAAUGCGCUUAUGCGAAAUGUGCCACCAGUCCCGUCGCAGGAUGCAAUAAAUGAGCAGAAUUACAUUCAGAUGGAGAAUUUGAAAGCUCAAAAUCUAUUGUACAAUCACGUUGGUUCUUCGCCGAAGUCAUCCACAUCCUCACUGUGUAUCGGCAGCGGCAACAACACGAGGAAUAUGCCCCCGUCUUCGAACAGCAGCAACACAGUGGGUAUGUCUGUGGCAGCAAGUAUGGUUUUAAACGACUCCCGUUUGCGAUAUCCAUCACUAUCACUGUCACAGACUAUGCAACUGCAGCAACAGAACGUGGUCAGCAGCUACAGUGAUCAGUCGAUGGUCGCCGUUGCCGCUGCAUCCACUGGUAUUCGGUGUCCGUCGUCUACUUACUGCAGCUCGACAUCUUCUGCCUUGGCACCCCCGCCGCAGCCCGUCGCCACAUCCUAUUACCCACCAAUAGCUGCCGCCGCCGCUGCUGCCCAACAGCACGUGGUCAGGUCGUUGCCCGCGGCUCCAGUGGUCAACGCGCCCGCCGCCGCCACACCUUUAUCCUCCUCGGUAUGCAUGCCGCAGAAGCUAAGCCACUUCUCACAGCACCAAGCCGCAGCUGCCGCUGCAGUUCUACCUACCGACUGCUUCCUCGGACAUUCGAUCCAGUCCGGGUCAAUCUUAGCUGCCGCUGCUGCCGACGACGGCUCUAAACUGAGGCAGUACAUGGAUCGCAUUCCACAACAGCACUACGCCAUCAGCAACCCGUUUCAGCAUCAUCAUCACAGCUUUCCACCGUCGCAGAAUAUGCAGUCCAACCCACCGACCGUCAACCAGUUCGUCAACCCGGCCUCUUCCAGCAGACCCCCGUAUUUUUGCCAGUUUAGUGCCCUGCCGGCAGCAAAUAACCAAGGUCAGGCGGCCGCCGCUGGCUACUACUACGGCUACAAGAACGCCACGGCCGGCAGUUGUCUCUCGCAGCCAGGUCCGGCUGAUGUCAUACCGGCCAUCAACACCAAUUUUUACAUGAAUCCCGCGUAUGUGCCACAGGCUAUGUUCUCUGGAUCCGGUAAUUCGUACUUUCCGACAAAUUCCGCAGCGUUCAUCGCCGCCAGCCAACAGCAGGUGCAGAUGGGUAUGAUGGGAUUUCCGCAGCCACCGAACUUCCAGGACUCCUCGGCCGGCUUCAGUUCCGGUGGAUGCGUUCGCGGAAAUGCCGCGGCUUCAGCGGCACCCAUCUAUUACAACUGUAAUUAUUUUAGUUCACCGAUGAUGCCGGGUACUCGAAAGUUUUAA
Molecule: messenger RNA, 2397 nt
Organism: Soboliphyme baturini
Lineage: Eukaryota; Metazoa; Nematoda; Enoplea; Dioctophymatida; Soboliphymatidae
Source: the annotation of a GenBank genome assembly